AUGAUUCGUUUCUGGUUGGACCCGUGGAUAUGCGAUAAACCUUUAAAGGUGUGUUUUCCUAAUCUGUAUAGAAUUGAAACCGAGAAACAUUGUAAGGUGUCGGAUCGGGUGUUGAAAAGCGGAGGCGCUAGUAGCUUUGCAUGGCGAUGGAGGCAUGAUCCGACAUCUUUAGAAGAAACUUUGGAAUUGACGGAUUGUUUCAAUAUGCUUACGACUGUGAAGCUUUCUGAUAAGAAAGACUCAUGGUUGUGGCAUGGUACCGAAUCAAAGUUUUCAGUGGCUAGUAUUAAAGCGUGGAUGUCCUCAACCGAUGUGGCUAUCACAGCGGCUUUAUUUGAUUGGUGUAUUUGGUUACCUCAGAAGUGCAACAUCUUUAUGUGGAGGGCGAUGCUUGAAAGAUUACCGACUAAAACAACUUUGAUCAAGAGAAACAUACAAGUGGAAAAUAACUUCUGUAUUUUUUGUGACGACAGUGACGAGACUGCAGAACACUUAUUUACAAGCUGUAUUUUUUCGACUAGAGUUUGGCAGGCUAUUGCGAAGUGGUGCAGGUUUCCGUUUCUAUAUGUUUGUGAUUUAAAAGACCUUAUGAAUAUAUACAAGAACAUGCGACUCAACACGGCGAAAAAGGAUAUGGUGCAAGGUUUGUUGAUUAUUGGUUGUUGGAGAAUCUGGAAGGCUAGAAAUGAUCGUAUUUUCAAUAAUAAGAUCACAAAGAUUGACGAGGUCGUUGCGGAUGUGAAGACAUAUGGAUACUUGUGGUAUAAAAAUAGGAAUAGAAAUAGAACAUUUACUUGGGAAGAAUGGUGUAACUGUGACAUGAUGUAA
Helianthus annuus (common sunflower) is the source of this 828-nucleotide messenger RNA. RefSeq lists its product as uncharacterized. The coding region runs from base 1 to 828 and encodes 275 amino acids. The record is from RefSeq and is a predicted model, not a curated record. NCBI's taxonomy places the organism in Eukaryota, Viridiplantae, Streptophyta, Magnoliopsida, Asterales, Asteraceae. The transcript has a single exon.